UGGGAGACAGAAUGGAAAAGGUCGAGAGACCAGAGAGAGGCAGAAGGAAGCUGCUGGUCACUUCUGGAAAAGGCCCAAAACCUCUAUGGAGACAGCAUCCAAUCCAAUGCUCCUGAGCAAGAAACAGAUGAAGAGAGAAGAGGAGAGGCUGACCACAGAGCUGCAACUGAUGAGCAAGGAAAGAAAUGACCUGAAAGACCGACUGAUGAUCCUUACGGAAGGAACCGUGGACAAUAGUCCCUACAAGAACCACAAGCCAAAUGCUUUGUAUGAUCAGGCAAAGAUGGAUGACAAACAGAACAUGAUGGAGCUAAACAAUUUGGAGAAUGAGAACACCGAGACCUUAGAGAAUUUCAAGGCAGUGAACAAGGAGAAAGUCUUCUAUCGGGAUCUGCACAGCCGACUACUGAUGGAAAGGACUCAGCUAAAGAAGAAGGUGGACGAGCUGAGGCAGGAGGAAAGGAAAUUGCAGAAUGAUUGGACUGUGCUGAAGUACCUCCUGGAGGAUUUGAAAUUGAUCCAUAAUGAUCAAGAAGAAGAGAUCAGCUAUCUUAAAAUCCAGCAACAAAAGGAGCUCAAGAGACUGGAAGAAAGCUUUCAGUUCCUGCAGAAGCAGAGGGAAAUGGUCACACAGGAAAAGCACUUGGUCAAAAAGCUGCAGCAUCAUUUUCAGGUCUCUCAGAUGAGGUCCAAAACUCCGCAGACUCAUCUGGAACAGGCCACAUUCCAGGACAAGAACCACCUGCAGAAGGAUCUCCAGCAUGAGCCACAUGCUGAGCCCCUUCCCCAGAAUACUGAAUUCUAAGGAUGCAUAUUCUUCUUCAAUUUUGGUUACCCAUGUGGAAUACACUCUGAUUUUCCUAGCCAGUGACCCAAAAUGGCUGCUACUGGGCCUUGGUUCCUUUUUUUUUUCUUUUUUGUUUAUCAUACCAUUUGAGAGACAUUUGAGGAAGCCAUAGUAAGCCACAAACAAUUGAACACAUGUUCUUCACUUUAGAAUCAAGGCCUACAGACAAAAAGAUUGCCCUUGUAGCUGUGAACUCAUCAGUGAGGGAAAUUCCAGCUGACCUCCUGGUGAUCACA
Myodes glareolus (Bank vole) is the source of this 1083-nucleotide messenger RNA. The record is from RefSeq and is a predicted model, not a curated record. NCBI's taxonomy places the organism in Eukaryota, Metazoa, Chordata, Mammalia, Rodentia, Cricetidae.